Molecule: messenger RNA, 4954 nt
Organism: Pocillopora damicornis (cauliflower coral)
Lineage: Eukaryota; Metazoa; Cnidaria; Anthozoa; Scleractinia; Pocilloporidae
Source: RefSeq, a predicted model, not a curated record
AUGUACUUCGUGGUUGGUGCAGUUCCCUCUACAGUAGGUGGAGACUCCGAGGCACGAUGGUUCGGCGAAGAAGGUUUCAGUGAUUAUAAGGAUGAGAAUGGUUUCCCUAUGAACUUUCCAAAAUACCUAAGGACCGCAGCCUGCUGUACUUAUGAGCACAAGGAUGACCGAGGGAACUUGUUGCAUGAGAUAAUAAACACGGCCUUCGGUAGAAUAAAUGACCCUGGAGAUUCUCCAUGUGAAAAGAGGAAUAUACCUGUACUGAGUCAAUAUUUGUCCGAAAAUAUUAAGGGGAUUGUAGACCUAUUUCCAAACAGUCCUCAGUGCUACACCUCCGGAGACGAUAUUCACUUUGAUCGAGAUCCUGACCCGAUCGAGAUGAGUGCGAGGACGUUCUUUGAAAUUCUAGUUGGACUAUGGUUGAUUGUGGUCUUUAUCAUCAACACAGCAGAGGCGAUCAAGGUUAGAAGGAAAAACGUUUAUGUUUCAAGCUCUGAAGGCAUUGAUUCUGCGAAAUGCGGUCCGAAAAUUUUACCAUGUAGGACGCUUGCGCGCGGAAUCGAGAGCGCUGACCGAAAUGCUCAUAUAUUCUUGGACGGAACAUUUAACAGCCAUACUUGCGGAAGGAUACGCAAUCGUAAAAAGAAUAUAAAAAGAGGGGAGGAUUACAGAACAGUUAAUGGAAUUUGGGAAUUUGUUGCCUAUCGUCCUCGUGCUCUUGUGAACUGCGGCGAUUCUCUUUGGUUUGCAGCCAUUUCGUUGAACAGACAGAAGUUUAAAGUGAAGUUCACCGGCAUCGUCUUCUUCAAUACCUCCAUGACUUUUAUCGACACCUCUGUAGAAUUUGACAAUUGCACCUUUUCUCGAAGCAUUCAUCCGUUAAAUUUAUGGCUUUCGCCAGGAGCUAAUGUGACACUGGUCGUCAAAAAUUCAUCUUUUUUCAACAACUUGGGAGGAAUUCAUUUGCGACAACUGCAGUUGGAUACACUUGCUAAGUAUGAAUCCUUAGGCUUUGCCAAACACCACGAAAAUCCCCCACCCCGAAUGGAUAACCGAGGGAGAUAUUUGCCUUUUCCUGUUGGAAUAGAUAUAUUUUGCAGUGAUACGAUAUUUUCAAAAAAUACAGGUCCUCUAUUCGAAAAUACUAUCAAUUCAUCACGGACAAACGAACUCUAUCACCGAAUUACGCUAGUAAAGAAUUCAGCUCCCUCAAACGGUUUGUACAUUUCAAAAGCAAGGUUCCACAAGGCUUUGUUUGAUGGUCUGGUCUGCACCGACAACAUAGAUACUCAAUGUAUUUAUAUAAAUUCCAAGGAGGUUUCGCUGGGAAUUUCUCGUUCUAAUAUAAGUGGUAACACCGCCAAUGACGACCAGGAUGCAGAUCUUCGCGGUCACAGCCACAGUCUCGUUUCGCCUUGGGCCAGUGUUUUCAUAGUUGCAGUGUCAGGUCAAGUUAACGUGUUUGAGACAGAGUGGAAAAAUCAUGCAAGUUGCUUUUACCUGAAAUGUACUUGCAAUGUUAAUUUCACUAAGGUGAACACUACCGGCUCGACCUCAAAAAAUGCAGUAAUUAUUUUGUCUGGUGACGAAGCAAUGAACGAUGACUUCGGCUCGACUGAAAUGAAGAUUCAUCUUGAACGGUGUAUAUUCCGGUUAAACGAGAAAAAUCAUAUAAAAGUCGUCUCGAAACUUCCCUUUUUGCAUCUUGUUUUAAAUGAUGUAAAAAUAAACGGAGAGCAAAUGGAAAAAAGCGGCACAAAUUCUGUGUUAGACGUCCAAAUAGAGAAAACUGCACUAGGAUCGUCAAUACGGCUGCACGAUUUCGAGGUCACGAAUGCUGUUGGCUCGACAUCAGUCGUAUUUAGGAUUUACUCAAAUAAUCCUAACAACGUAGAGAUCGUAAACAGCGUUUUUCGUAAGAUAAGGAGUGUCUUCACGAACGGAUACCUCUCAAGUCCAUUGUCAAUAUUUAUGCCCAAGGAUAUGCUGAUACAAGGCAAGGGCUGUAAUAACUCAUAUCUACGUUUCUCGUACAUCAACACAAUUACGAUUUUAAAUACAACAUUUAAGGAUAAUAUCGGACGGUCAACGGGUGGUGUCCUUCUUUAUUCAGGUAACGUGACCAUUCGCGGCUGUUACUUUGAAAAUAACUACGCGAUAAAAAGUGGAGGGCACGUUCGCGUUGAAGAUCAGCACGCGAUGCUCAAAAUUGAAAAUUCCAUUUUGAAGCAAACUUCAGCUGAAACAAUAUUCAACGGGGAAACGUUUACACACCAUGCAUCCGUGUAUUCUGAAAGCCUUGGCUCACUUCAACUUAGGAAGACAUUGAUAGUUGCAGAGUUGGACAAAGAUUCUUAUCGGUUAUUGUCAGUGGUAAGGGCGGGUCUGGUAGAGUUUGAUAAUUUCAGCAAAAUACAGUGCGCAAUAGGAAGUGUUUUGAGAGUGGACAACUUUUCGCAUUUCAUGUUCGUACCCAGUUCGUCUGAGAACCCAGAGUGUUGGUUAAAAAUAACGGUAAUGACGAUAUCAUGCCAUCAGUGCCUUGCAGGUUUUUAUAGUCUCCAGCGAGGGGAAAUACAGGGCCUUCCUAAGAAAGAAAUGUUGGCGAGCUCUGACUUAUUUUGUUCACCAUGUCCUUAAGGCGCGAACUGCUCUCGCAACAUUGAAGCCAAACCGAACUUUUGGGGGUAUCCCGAAUUAGAUGGCCCGAACUCGCUGAAGUUUGUUCAUUGUCCAGCACAGUAUUGCAGACCAGGUGGCAAAGAAGACAAAACUGACUUAUCCGUUUAUAAUAGUUGCCGUGGCAACCGAGAUGGCGUGAUGUGUGGAAGAUGCAAGAUUGGGUAUACAGAAACUUUGUUUUCCAAGAAAUGCAAGCGGAUUGACAAAUGUAAAGAUCACUGGAUUUGGCCUCUGACUAUAAUUUAUGGUGUGGUGAUGGCAUUGCUGUUUAUUCACAAACCACCUAUAAUACGAUUUCUCGUCAAAAACAUCCUCUGGUUUGCGAACUCGUCUAGAAAUCGAACGGAAUAUACAUCUCUUGAGGAGCCCGAUCAUUACAACAAAGGCUACAAAAAGAUCAUAUUUCAUUUCUAUCAGAUUUCCAGCUACCUGAAUGUUGAACCAAUCUCUGAUGCGAUCAAAAACACUGCAGAUAUUGUCAAAGAGACUGCUCCUCUUGUUACUUUUUUCUCCGGCAUCUUUAAUUUUAUUCCAACAGUUUCCAGUGAAGGCUUUGGCUGUCCUUUUCCAGGACUGAAUGUAGUUACGAAAGAGUUGAUUCUCUCCUCAGGCGUAUUUGCCACGUUAAUCAGUGUACAGGCAAUACUGAUUUUACACUUUACUUGGAACAAAUUGCGGGGCCGACCAGACCCACCCUUGGCGCCUUACGUUGCUGCAACCUUGGAGACAUUAUUGCUUGGUUGUGCAACAUUGGCCAACACAGCCUUGAAGCUCCUAACAUGUGUUCCUGUUUUGGGUGAGAGUAGAUUGUAUUAUGACGGUAACAUCAAGUGCUGGCAGUGGUGGCAUUGCUUUUUUUUGUUCUACGUCGUUAUAUUUCUUCUCCCAUUCAUUGCAGUUAUCUACUGGGGCGCGAUGAAGCUACAAAGAGGUCUAAUUUCUGUGGGACACUUCAUUGGGGCGUGUUUUUUCCCGCUUGGCUUCAUUUCUUUAUGGAUCAUUCAAAAACUAUUUUACCCAAGAAACCAACGACAGUGCCAGGAAGUGAGCUUAAGCGAGACGCGUGUUGAGGUAUUGAAAGUCCUCCACGAUUCAUUUCGCCCACCAAGUCGCCGUAAGGGAGGCUCUUUGCAUUGGGAGAGCGUUCUAAUUGGCCGCAGAUUUCUGCUCCUUUCUUACCAAGUCUUCUUCCCCGAUCCUCUCAUCCGUCUGUUUUUCAUGGACAUCACGUGUCUGUUCGUCUUCGCCUGGCACCUGACAGUGAAGCCGUUUCGUGACAGAAAAGCAAACGUCAUAGAGGCUAUCUCUCUUGCUUUCUUGGUUGUCAUAGCGACCAUAAAUUUAAUUCAAGCUAAUUUUCUAUCGGCUGGUGUGAACCCCCAAGGACCCGUGAAAAGGCACGUGAUCAUGUUGCAACAGGUCGAAAUCUGCCUGUUGGCAAUCGUGCCCCUUUUGUUGGGAUUCCUUUGUAUGUUCGCUGUUGUCUCUCAGUUGGCUCGGAUCUUAGUCCUUCUCAUUGGAAUUGUACGCUUCGUCUUCCGUCGUGUUAUAACCCUCAUUAUUAUCCGGAGGGUGACAUCUCGGCGAUAUCGCUAUUAAGGAACCGUCCUCAGGAAGUCUUAAAGGUUACGCCGGCGAUAUUGCUGAUAAAAAGGAAUUAUAUUUGCGUGUGUUUUACAAACUCUGAAGUUAUCUAAUAGAGAUUUGCUUUAGUUGUAUCUACUGCUGGGCUAGAGGAAAAUAAUGUCUACGAUUCACAUCCCAGAAAAGAAAUUAACUUUUUCGUGAUUUGAGUCAGUGAUUACAUCUUCGUUAAUAGACACAGAAAGCAUAUGAAUUUUCAAGAACACCUGUGCAGCAGAUCAUCGCUCACUAAACCCUUUGCUCUGUAAUUGACUUCCUCGUGAACAUCGAAGACAUCACCGUUGCAGUUCCCUAGAGGAACCGAUUAACCUUCUUUCGUUAAGUUGACGACUUAUUUAUAUUAAGCUGACAAUUUAUAUUUUACUGAUCAUUAUUUAUUUCCAUGGCUUUCAUCUUAGAGUUCGAGAAGGACUUUUUCUUGUAGCAUUUUUAAGCGUAACUAUUUAAUAAACUAAUUGUGGAAACUAUGAUGACAGAGAAAAGGGUUCUGUUCAUGAUUCCGUUUAUUGUUUCAUUCACAUAAACUUGUUGUUAGCUACCUGUUCGAAUGUGAGUUAUGUACUAUAAAGUAAUUAUGAAAAUCAUCUAUUUUUUCCAACAUUCAUAUUCAGUAGACUGGAUGGAAUAC